Molecule: messenger RNA, 4560 nt
Organism: Lagopus leucura (white-tailed ptarmigan)
Lineage: Eukaryota; Metazoa; Chordata; Aves; Galliformes; Phasianidae
Gene: NSD3
Product: nuclear receptor binding SET domain protein 3
Exons: 24
Coding region: 245-4555 (1436 amino acids)
Biological process (GO): regulation of DNA-templated transcription
Cellular component (GO): chromatin; nucleus
Molecular function (GO): histone H3K36 methyltransferase activity; protein binding
Source: RefSeq, a predicted model, not a curated record
UGCUGUGUAGCGUUGUGCUGUUGGGUUGUUUCCCUAAAUCAUUUAACUAUGGGGGCAGGUGUGCCUGUGGUUGGUGGCACUGGGCAGCAAGGAUGAACACAAAUGUAUCAUUCAAGGACAAAGCUGACAAAGCAUGUGACAAAAUUCUGAUCAAGUCCUUUUGCUGUUGCAACUUCAGGGUAUUGAGAUGCAUUGGGAAGGCCCUAUGAGAAAAAGGGAAAGCUAAGGAUGCUGGAGCAGAACAAUGGAUUUCUCUUUCUCUUUCAUGCAAGGGAUCAUGGGAAACACAAUUCAGCAACCACCUCAGCUCAUUGACUCAGCCAACAUCCGCCAGGAGGAUGCCUUUGAUGCCAGCAGUGACAUUGCUGAAGAUGGUGGACAGACGCCGUACGAAGCUGCCCUACAGCAAGGCUUUCAGUACCCAACACCCACGGCGGAGGAUCUGCCCCCCAUUGCUAAUGGCUACCCGGCCACCAUCAAUAUGUACGAACCUCAAGCCAAAUUCCAGACGUACAGUCAAUAUCCCAAUGGUUCUGCCAAUGGUUUUGGUACAGCUAGAAACUUUAGUCCCCCGGAGUAUUACCACAUGGAAAACUCGAACGCGAGGCCGCAUGAAGUUCUGGAAAAGCCUUCCCCUCCACAGCCACCCCCAGCCCCACCUUCAGUUUCACAGACGGUGAUUCCAAAGAAGACUGGCUCACCAGAAAUCAAACUAAAAAUAACCAAAACUAUCCAGAACGGCAGGGAAUUGUUUGAGUCCUCUCUUUGUGGGGACCUUUUAAAUGAAGUACAAGCGAGUGAGUAUGCUAAGGCAAAACAUGAAGGGAGGAAAGAGAAAAGGAAAAAAAGUAGCAAGCACGACUCUUCCCGAUCGGAAGAGCGCAAGUCGCACAAAAUCCCAAAAUUAGAACCAGAGGAACAAAAUAGACCAAACGAGAGGCUUAGCAUGCUGUCUGAAAGGCCAAGAGAAGAUGCAGUGUUGGAGGAAGCCCCGGUGCAGCAGUUCUUGCCUUCUCUUCCAACACAAGUCAGCCAUGAUGUCAAGUUUCAGGUUGGCGAUCUGGUUUGGUCCAAAGUGGGAACAUACCCAUGGUGGCCUUGCAUGGUUUCAUGUGAUCCACAGCUUGAUGUGCAUACCAAAAUCAAUACAAGAGGUGCCCGUGAAUACCAUGUUCAGUUUUUUAGCAACCAGCCAGAACGGGCGUGGGUGCACGAGAAGCGAGUUCGGGAGUACAAAGGACACAAACAAUACGAGCAGUUAUUGGCAGAGGCUGCUAAGCAAGCCAGCAACCAUUCUGAGAAACAGAAGAUUCGCAAACCAAGGCCGCAAAGAGAGCGUGCUCAGUGGGAUAUUGGUAUUGCCCACGCUGAGAAAGCAUUGAAAAUGACUCGGGAAGAAAGGAUAGAACAAUACACCUUCAUUUAUAUAGACAAAGAGCCAGAGGAGGUUUUGUCAAAAGCCAAAAAGGCCGCUGCUUCUAAAUCAGAGACCAAGAAGAACCGGCGUCCAAAGCCAGCAUUGAACACCCAGCCAGAGCAUGGCAGUGUGAUAACAGGAUCACCUUCCAGUGCAGAGCUGCGAAGGCAGAGCCAACGGAGGCAGUCGAGUGCGGAAGAGGAGGAGCCACCACCUGUGAAAAUUGCAUGGAAAACAGCUGCAGCUAGAAAAUCCUUACCAGCCUCGAUAACCAUGCACAACUUGGAUCUUCAGAAAUGUAACAUGUCUCCGGUUGUUAAAAUUGAACAGGUUUUUGCUCUUCAAAAUGCUGCAGGGGAUGGCAAACUCAUCGAUCAGUUUGUUUAUUCCACUAAGGGAGUUGGUAACAAAGCAGAAAUAAGCGUCAAAGGACAAGAGAAGCUUAAUUCUUCAUCCAGCCAGAGAAAUGAAAAAGCAACGUGCAAUGUGCAGAACGCAUCCUCUCCUGAAACAACUUCUGGGUCAGCAGGUUCUGUAGAAAAGAAGCAACAGAGAAGAUCGAUUCGAACCCGCUCAGAGUCUGAGAAAUCCACCGAAGUUGUGCCAAAGAAGAAGAUCAAAAAGGAGCAGGUUGAAAUGGUUCCACUGGCAGCAGUGAAGACAGGCCUGCAGAAAGGUGCCAGCGAGAUUUCAGAUUCUUGUAAACCUUUAAAGAAGAGGAGUCGAGCCUCAACUGAUGUAGAACUGACGAGCUCAGCUUACAGAGAUGCUUCUGACUCUGAUUCAAGAGGACUCAAUGAUUUACAGGGUAGUUUUGGAAAGCGUUCCGACAGCCCAUCAGCUGCUGUUGAUGCUGAUGCUUCUGAUGUGCAGUCAGUGGACUCCAGCUUAUCCAGGAGAGGAACUGGAACAAAUAAAAAAGACACUGUUUGUCAGAUCUGUGAGAGCUCUGGUGAGUCACUGGUGUCCUGUGAGGGCGAGUGCUGCAGCACCUUUCACAUGGAGUGUCUGGGCCUGAAGGCGAUGCCGGAGGAGAAGUUCUUCUGCACGGAGUGUAAAAAUGGAGAACACACGUGCUUUUCUUGCAAGCUCCCUGGCAAAGAUGUGAAGCGCUGCUCUGUCAGCACCUGCGGUAAAUUCUACCACGAGGCCUGCGUGCGCAAGUUUGCCACAGCUCUGUUUGAGUCAAGAGGAUUUCGGUGCCCUCAGCAUUGCUGCUCUGCCUGCUCCGUGGAGAAGGACAUCCAUAAAGCAAGCAAAGGUCGCAUGGUGAGAUGUUUCAGAUGUCCCAUUGCCUAUCACUCAGGAGAUGGCUGUAUUGCUGCAGGAAGCUUAUUUGUGUCAUCCCACAUUCUCAUCUGUAGUAACCAUUCCAAAAGGAAUCACUCCUCAUCAGCUGUAAAUGUAGGCUUUUGUUUCGUUUGUGCAAGAGGGCUGGUAGUGCAGGAUCAUUCAGACCCCCUGUUCAGUUCAUAUGCCUAUAAAUCCCACUACCUACUGAAUGAAUCAAAUCGUGCUGAGUUGAUGAAAUUACCUAUGAUUCCUCCUCCUUCGUCAGCUUCCAAAAAGAAAUGUGAGAAAGGUGGAAAACUGUUGUGCUGUGAAUCCUGCCCAGCUUCCUUUCACCCUGAGUGUCUCAACAUAGACAUGCCUGAAGGAUGUUGGAAUUGCAAUGACUGUAAAGCUGGCAAGAAGCUACGUUACAAGCAGAUUGUUUGGGUCAAGCUUGGAAAUUACAGGUGGUGGCCAGCAGAGAUCUGCAAUCCCAGGUCUGUGCCUCUCAACAUACAGGGCCUCAAACAUGAUAUCGGGGACUUCCCAGUAUUUUUCUUUGGUUCACAUGACUACUAUUGGGUACACCAGGGCAGAGUUUUCCCUUAUGUUGAAGGAGAUAAAAGCUUUGCUGAGGGGCAAACUAGUAUUAACAAGACCUUCAAGAAAGCACUUGAAGAAGCAGCAAAGCGUUUCCAGGAGCUGAAAGCACAAAGAGAAAGCAAAGAAGCAUUAGAAAUUGAAAGAAAUUCAAGGAAACCUCCACCAUAUAAACACAUUAAAUCCAACAAGGUAAUAGGGAAGGUUCAGAUUCAGGUGGCUGAUCUGUCAGAAAUCCCCCGCUGUAACUGCAAGCCAUCUGAUGAGAACCCCUGUGGUCUGGAGUCCGAGUGUCUGAACAGGAUGCUGCAGUAUGAGUGCCACCCCCAGGUGUGCCCAGCAGGAGAGAGGUGUCAGAACCAGUGCUUCACCAAGAGGCUCUACCCUGAUGCUGAAAUCAUCAAAACCGAUCGACGUGGAUGGGGUCUCAGGACAAAAAGGAACAUUAAAAAGGGUGAAUUUGUGAAUGAAUACGUUGGGGAGCUCAUUGAUGAAGAAGAGUGCAGACUGCGAAUCAAACGUGCCCAUGAAAACAGUGUAACCAAUUUUUAUAUGUUAACAGUUACGAAGGAUCGGAUCAUAGAUGCUGGUCCAAAGGGGAAUUAUUCUCGCUUUAUGAACCACAGUUGUAAUCCAAACUGUGAAACACAGAAAUGGACAGUGAAUGGUGACAUCAGAGUUGGGCUGUUUGCUCUUUGUGACAUUCCUGCAGGAAUGGAGUUAACAUUUAAUUAUAACUUGGAUUGCCUUGGGAAUGGCAGGACUGAGUGUCACUGUGGAGCAGAAAACUGCAGUGGUUUCCUAGGAGUGCGUCCAAAGACAGCAUUUGCAACAGCAAACGAAGAGAAGGUGAAGAAUGCAAAAUUAAAGCAGAAGAAGAGGAAAAUAAAAACAGAACAGAAGCAGAUGCACGAAGACAACUGUUUCCAGUGUGGAGAUGGGGGAGAACUUGUCAUGUGUGAUAAAAAGGACUGUCCCAAAGCUUACCACCUCCUAUGCCUUAACCUGACUCAACCACCCUUUGGAAAGUGGGAAUGUCCGUGGCAUCAGUGUGACAUCUGUAGCAAUCCUGCAGUUUCGUUCUGUGAGUUCUGCCCUCAUUCGUUCUGUAAGGAUCACGAGAAAGGAGCCCUGGUGGCAUCGGCACUGGACGGCCGUCUCUGCUGCUCCACACAUGACCCCAAAUCUCCCGUGGCACCCGAGUACUGGAACAAGAUAAAAUGCAAAUUGGAACCUCAGAAUCCCGUAGAAGAAGCAAAGGAGUGAUUUUU